CAGUGCUGAUUGUAGUUUUGACCGAGAGUGCCAAGCAUCUCAGAGGGAGUAAAGGCGCGGAAUAUUUUCCACGAUGCAGAAGCUGCUGCUAGUCCUGGUGGUCCUGGUCUCCGGAGUGUCGGGGUCCUCUGAAAAGGAUCAAGAUGUCUCAAGUCCCAACUCAAUAUCCGCGAAGACGUUACCAGCGAUGGAAGAGAGCGAAGGGGGAUUGAAGAUCGACAACGAGAUCAGAAAGAGGUGCGAACCGCAGCCGGACUAUCGAUCCUACAUAGAAUGCCUUCUACAGGAGACAAAACGGAAAAAACGGCAGUGCGGUCCGACGUUGUGCGGAGGUUACCAGACCUGCUAUGGAAGCAGUUGCCUCUCGUCGAAUCAGCAACAGCAGCUAAACUGUCAAGGAACAGAAUGUGCGCAAAAUGGACAGCAAGCCUGUUCAGGAUUUGGCUGCGUCUUCUUUGGCCAUAAGUGCCAAGGAAAAGGCUGCAUCCAGAUCGGUGAAACCUGUUACGGAAUCGGCUGCGUUCCUCCUCAAAUUGUUCAGAUCAGUACUCCUGGUCCGGUUAAAGAAGGUCCGAAGAACGAUGGAGACCAGCCUUCAAGUAAUAAUAUACCCUUGGGGCAGAAUAGAGAACCUUUGAAUGACGGUGAAAAGGUUCAGGACGUGCACCAGGAGAAUCCUGACGUGUCCGCACUCCGCAAGGAGAUUGCGGAAAUUAGAGAACAGCUUAGAUCCGUCAAGGAGCAGAAUGACAGGUUGAUAGAGAUCACGGAAAAGGCUACGACGCUUAUACUGUCUGGGAACGAGGAACGGGAGAGGGACAGAGAUAGGGAAUUCGACGAACCCAUAUUGAGCCACAACUUGACCACCAGUAUAGACAUCAGCAAUUACGUAAACAACACGAACGUCAUCAACGUGCCUUCACAGCUUCCGAAUAACGGUGCUGAUCAUCGUCGGGAUCAAAGUGAGCACAACGAAGGCCGGGUUCCUGACUUCAACUCCAAACUGUCACAGCUCCAGGGUACCACCGGAAAUUCCGGCACCGAGAGCAAGUCACACUGCUGUAUCGUCGUGCGGCCAAAAACGUGCCGCACUAUCUGGCAGCCUCCGUAUUUCGUCUGCCGACAGAAGAAGCAUCGGACUUGUGGAUCGCAUUGCUAUGGAAAACAGGUCGUCCAUAGUCAGGUGCGGCCGGAGUGCGUCAGGAAUGCUACUGAAAACUGCGUCAGCUAUCAUCCCACUCCGUACGUGCCAACUUACCCUGUGUAUCCAGCUGCCAGCUUUUACCCUCCGACACCGACGUACUAUCCGGUGGUCGGAGCUGCCCAGUAUUAUCCAGUCUACGCACCGGCUUCGGUGCCAAUUUAUGCUCCAGUCUCAGGGCCGAUUUACGGACAGCCAUCAUCGAUGCAGUAUCCUUCGCAAUCGGGGUCCUGGAACCUCGACGAGGACUCCGAUUACGUGGAUGAGUGCGAGGACUGCGAAACACCUGAGGAUCAAGUUGUGACUGAAGAAUGCCAGGACGGGACUGUCGAAUGUAAACCGAUGGUGAAAAAAGACCAGGAAGGCCAUCGGGACAACUCAGAGGACAGGAUGUCAGUUGCGCAACCAGGACGCGGCGACACGACGAUCGGGAACUCCGUCGCGAAGAGGAGACCCGAUGAUCGGAAUACGCCGCCAGGGGAAUCGGAGGUCGAUCCAUUGGCCCAGCUUCACCAGGUGGAGAAGGAGGCUCAGGCCAUCAAGAAAUCGGAGGAUCAGCUGACCACCUCUUUGGGGAUGCUGGAAGAAGCCGUGGAGUUGAAGAGGCUCCAGGAACAGGAUAAAGCCCCGCGCAAUCCGAAGGGGGGAGGAUCUGCACCGAAGAUCGACGGCCAAGCCAGCGAAGAAAAGCAGCCACCCUCAGCCACGAUUAAUCCAAACUGAAACCGUUUAGCGAAUGUACAUAAUUAGCAUAAAAUCAUUAUCAAGGCUGGGAUUCGUGAUCUGACGAAUUUGCUCACGAUUUAUUCCAGUCUUUAUUGCACAGAGAAAAAUUUAAG
Diprion similis is the source of this 2040-nucleotide messenger RNA. RefSeq lists its product as uncharacterized. The transcript is spliced from 6 exons. Lineage: Eukaryota; Metazoa; Arthropoda; Insecta; Hymenoptera; Diprionidae. Bases 74 to 1924 code for a protein of 616 amino acids. The record is from RefSeq and is a predicted model, not a curated record.